This is a messenger RNA of Tripterygium wilfordii, 1465 nucleotides long. Its product is annotated as putative methyltransferase At1g22800, mitochondrial. The transcript has 11 exons. The coding region runs from base 26 to 1111 and encodes 361 amino acids. Gene Ontology annotation, biological process: mitochondrial respiratory chain complex I assembly. The record is from RefSeq and is a predicted model, not a curated record. Gene Ontology annotation, molecular function: S-adenosylmethionine-dependent methyltransferase activity. NCBI's taxonomy places the organism in Eukaryota, Viridiplantae, Streptophyta, Magnoliopsida, Celastrales, Celastraceae. Gene Ontology annotation, cellular component: mitochondrion.
AAAUUAAAAGAAUUGAAAGAAACAGAUGGGAGGGCUCUUACGGUUUCAGAGAAGCAUUUCACUGCUUUGGAGAAGAAGAAUCCGAGCUAGAGAACCGUCUGCUUUGGUCUCCUCCACUUCGUUCUCUACUCACUACAACAAUGAAGAGGAAUAUGAUUUUCAAAGCAAUAGCACUGCUGCUGGUUCUUCUUCCAGGGUUCAAAUCUUCGACCGCGAACUCAAGCGCAAACAACGUGAUCGAGCUGCGUGGUUGAUGCGACCGAAUGAUUCUCUGGUGGAUGCUGUUACUGAAAAUUUAUUGGAUCGGUUGGAGGACUGUAAGAAAGCUUUUCCAACAGCUUUAUGUUUAGGGGGUUCUCUGGAACCUGUCAGACGCUUGUUACGUGGUCGUGGUUCCAUUGAGAAGCUUAUCAUGAUGGAUACUUCAUAUGAGAUGGUAAAAUUGUGUAAAGAUGCUCAACAAGAUUCUCCAAAUGGAAAUAUGGAGACAUCUUUUGUGGUGGGUGAUGAAGAGUUUUUGCCAAUGAAAGAAAGUUCGCUAGAUCUGGUAAUUAGUUGCAUGGGGCUUCAUUGGACAAAUGAUCUUCCUGGGGCCAUGAUACAGUGUAAAUUAGCUUUGAAGCCAGAUGGGUUAUUUUUGGCAGCUAUUCUUGGCGGAGAUACCUUGAAGGAACUGAGAAUUGCUUGCACUGUGGCUCAAAUGGAACGCGAAGGAGGUAUUAGUCCACGAGUAUCACCUUUGGCACAAGUUAGAGAUGCAGGCAAUCUUUUGACCAGGGCAGGCUUCACUCUUCCUGGGGUUGAUGUUGAUGAAUACACAGUCAAAUAUAAAAAUGCUUUGGAGCUGAUAGAGCAUCUACGUGCAAUGGGCGAAACUAAUGCCCUAAUGCAAAGGAGCAAUAUCCUUAGGAGAGAAACAGCCCUUGCGACUGCAGCAGUAUAUGAUUCGAUGUUCGCAGCUGAAGAUGGCACCAUCCCUGCGACCUUUCAGGUUAUUUACAUGACAGGUUGGAAAGAACAUGCAUCUCAGCAGAAGGCCAAAAUGAGGGGAUCUGCCACCGCCUCCUUCAAUGAUAUUCAGAAACAAUUUGGCAAUGACAGUUGUAGCUGAUGAUGCCAUUUCCUUCAAGGGCAUCGAGGAGCAAUUUAUAAGUUGAUAUCACUGUACUGUAUCCUUCCAGUGCAUCGGGGGAGCAAUUUGAAUCCGGAUGGCUCUCUAUUCCGUAUGUGCAAUAAUUGAUUGAAAGCAUGAGUGCCAAUACAAUGCUUCGCAAUGAACAAUAAAGGGUCGGGGGUGUGGGUGGGUGAAGUGGUUCAAUGUGUGUUUGCCACUUUGCAUGUUAUAUGAUACAAUUGAAUUUUGACAUUUCUUAAUUUAUAAUUUGUCUUCCUGACUUGAAAGCCCUAUUUGACUGUUGCAAACUGAUGAAAGCAUUAAAUAUUUAUUGAAGAAGACGAUUCUACA